AUGGAUUUCGAUCGGUUGCAGGUUGAGGUUGCAUUUCCGGUGUUUGGUCGAACCGAAGGAAGAGACAUGACGAAAGCAGAGGGCUCUCUCUCUUUCCCUUCCGGCUACUCGAUGCGAGCAAAGAUAAGGUCCGAGGAGACGGAGGUCGAUUGGUCCGAGGAGGCGUCGCGAGCAGCGAUCUCAGUGAAGAUGAUACCUUCGGAGGAAAGAAAACAGAUCAUCAAUAUGAUCUCGGGGUGUUUGUUUGUUUUAACAGGAAUCUAUGGAAUGAAUAAAAUGGUUGGUUGGUUGUUGAUGUUUGAUAAGAAAAGAAGAAGAUUAUCAGUUAUUGAAAAGGGUGUUUGGCUGUUUGUUGUCUACGCAAAGGGGAAAGAAAACGAAGCAAGGAAAAAAAAUGUGAUGUUCUUCCUCAUGUUUGCAGGAAUACAAAAGAGCAAGAACAAAAUGGUUCUUCGUUAG
This is a messenger RNA of Lactuca saligna, 459 nucleotides long. NCBI's taxonomy places the organism in Eukaryota, Viridiplantae, Streptophyta, Magnoliopsida, Asterales, Asteraceae. The record is from the annotation of a GenBank genome assembly.